Messenger RNA from Pleuronectes platessa (European plaice), 4910 nucleotides. It is a transcript of the gene ncapd3, whose product is annotated as non-SMC condensin II complex, subunit D3. Gene Ontology annotation, biological process: meiotic chromosome condensation; mitotic chromosome condensation. The transcript has 36 exons. The record is from RefSeq and is a predicted model, not a curated record. Gene Ontology annotation, cellular component: condensed chromosome, centromeric region. Lineage: Eukaryota; Metazoa; Chordata; Actinopteri; Pleuronectiformes; Pleuronectidae. Gene Ontology annotation, molecular function: histone binding. The coding region runs from base 178 to 4437 and encodes 1419 amino acids.
UAUUUGAUCGCACCCCUCACUAUUUCACUGCGAAUGUAUGAAAAUCUAUUUCUCUGAUCAACACUUCAUACCAGCUGGUGGCAGUAAUGCACAAAAUGGUUGCUUGCAAACGCCAAUAAAAUCCAAAAGAAAUAGAAGAAGCCCACUUGUGGCGGGCUGAUUCAAGGUAUACGCAAAAUGGAGUUAAUCUCUGCUCUGAAGUUUCUUAAACUACAUCAAGUACCAGAAGCCUGGGUUGAUGAAGUUUGGAAUUCAGAAUUCACAGAAAGGAAACCACUCGAUAACACCAUAGAAGAACAACUUGCAGCCAGUGGAGAUGAGGCCUUCCGAGACCUCUAUGAAUGUUUACUGACCUAUACCGGCGACCGGCAGUCUGUCAGCAGAGUUGUUGCUUCACAGAAUAUCUGGGUGAUUCUGGUGGAGAACAGGGUGUCAGUCAAAUCUCUGGUGGCUGUGCUUUCCUUCUUUGUCCUGACAGGAAAAGACAAAGUGGCCGAUACCCAGCAGAGAGUCAGCAGCCUGCAUGCUGCUUCACUCUACCUGCUGCUGCUGGGAAUCCCAGGGAGCAUCGCCAACAAAGUUUUCCAUGAGGUUUUAUUGGACACAUGUUCUGACUUGAGCUCUCACUGCUGGCCUCACGACUCUGGAAAAAAGCGCAAGAGGGAUGGCCUUAAGACUUCUCAGACAGAGGGCAAACGGUCCAAACCGCAGCAAAAAGGCACUCCAGAUAUUGAGGUGGAUGAGGAAGAGGAGCUUUAUUUCUCUGGUGUCGACUUGUUGAAGAUCAGAGAUGCUGUAUUUCUCCUCGUUCAAACCAUCAUCAGACUUCUGCAGACAUUUCCACUCAAAGACAGACCACAGAGUGCCAUCAACUGCACCCAGAUCUUCAGUAAGCUGCUUUACUUUGAGCCAGUCCUUGGACACUUAAACUUUGCUGCCGUACAAGAUAUCACCAAGCUGAGGAGUGUUCCUGAGAUGGCUUUCUAUGGCCUGCAGCUGCUCUGCUCACCAAAACAUGGAAACCAGAGAGAAUCCUUGCAAAGGGUUUUCCACUGCCUUCUCUACGUCAUUCUGAUGAUGAAUAAAGGCAACAGGGGCAAACCCUCCCUCCUCAUACUCAGCCAGGCCAUCCUCUCCACCCGCGACCAGGCCAUACAUUUUGUUUGUCAUCUUGUGGAUGAGCUAAAGCAGCUGGCAUUGCCUUUCCUGCAUAUCCUAUUGCAGCAUAUCUGCUUCCAGAUGGUGGAAAAGAGUGAGUUUCGAAUCCAUGGAGCCCAGGCUGUGGGUAUGCUUACAUCUGAGAUGACCAGCACAGACUAUGCCGGUUUCAUCAAGUGGCUAUUCAACCUUUCCAGACACUCAAAGAUGGUGUGCCGACUCUUCUCUAUGGAUGUGGUAAUGGUACUGCUGGAGCAGCCCGAGAGGAGGCCAGGAGAGUGUAAGGACCCGGACCUUGCCUGUUUUCUGCCACACAAAUUUCUGAUCCAGAGCAUGCUGUUCGCACAGCAGAUGGACGAAUCGCCCACUGUCCAAGGUCAUGCCCUUUCCUGUCUGGCCCAGUGUCUGGAGCUGCCUUCACUCAAUGUCACCAGGGCCGUCCACAACCUCUUCUCUGCCACUGGAACCCAGACAUUGUUGGAUGGUGAAACCACAGAAGGUAUUGUAACUUCCCAGCAGACUCAGAAAACCUACCAUAGUCUGCCAUUCAGGACUUUGGACAUCAGCAGCACUCAAAGCUUUGGAUGUGAUGCAAGAGAGAACACGACUCUUCUCCUGCAGCGUUUGAAAGACUCUAAGACUAACGUGAGGAAAUCAGCACUGCAGGCCCUGGUGAGUCUCCUGAAACAUGCUGUGAUCCCCAUGAGCUGGGAGAACUUGGCUAUGUUGUCAGAGCGUUGCAGAGACCCGGCUGUGUCUGUGAGGAAGAAGGCCCUGCAAUGUAUGGGAGACUUACUUGUGGCUAAACCAGAAUGCAGUAUGGUGCAAAAAGCAUGGCUGCAAGGAGUGAUGCCAGCUUUGGCAGACUCUGAGAACUCCGUGCAGGACAAGGCGCUGGAGGCUCUGGAUCAGCUCGUGCUCAGUCAGGUCAAGCCAUACUCUACCAGCUGCCACCUGGAUAUCAGUAAGAAGCUGACCUGGGACCUCCUGUGCUUGCUCUGUCACAAGUGCCAGAAUCUCAGUCCCUAUUUUAGCAGGGCUUUCACCAUCUGGUCCAAACAGGACAAGUUCACGUCUACAUUCAUCACCAACCUCAUCUCACACACUAAGGCAGAUCAUGCCGAAGGGGCCUGGCUAUUUCUCUCCAAGGCUGUUGUUUCGUCUCCCAGACUGCCUUGUGGAAAGAUCCUGGAAGCCUGGGACAACAUGGUCAGUUCAAAGGAUGCAAAUGUGACAACCUGCUGUCACAUCCUUUCUGUGAUAGGAAAUAUUGCUGCAUAUUUGAAUGAUGAUACCAAGGACAGGAUAGUUGAGGAUUUGAUGUCUUGGUUGAAGACUUUCAACUUGGCUUUAGAGGUAAUCAGUGCUGCUGUGGAGACUCUUUAUCACCUCAGCCGUAGUGAUGACAUCAAACAGACUCAGGCAUUUCUGAAUCGGCAUGGCAGUGAGCUGGUGUCACUCUGUGAGGGUUAUUUAACAUCCGUCAUCAUGAAUGAAAAGGGAGCUCAGAACCUCAACGAGGAGCUGAUGGUUAAACAUCUCCACACGCUUGGUGUGGUGUCACUCCACUGCCCUGCUGAAGUUGGCAAAAGGACAGUGCUGCUGGUCGAGUCUCUCCUCACAGUACAUUCUGACAAACUGGCAGAGUGCCCGGAGGAACUGCCAGCCUUGCUGUCUCUGUCCCAAUUCAAAGAAAACUCUCUACCUUGUAGAGUCAAAGCCCAUGCAGUCAUCACUUUAGGUAAGCUGUGUCUCCAGCACGAGGAACUAGUCCAAAAGUACCUGCCAGUGUUUGCCAGGGAGCUGGAGGUUGGCACAGAGGUUGCUGUGCGCAACAACCUGGUGGUGAUAAUGUGUGAUCUGUGUGUUCGAUACACUACCAUCGUGGAUCAUUACAUCCCCAACAUAUCUGCCUGUCUGAGAGACAAUGAAGCUGUCAUCAGGGAGCAGACUCUUAUAAUGCUGACCAACCUGCUCCAGGAGGACUUUGUGAAAUGGAAGGGCUCCCUCUUCUUUCGUUUCAUGGUGGUGCUGGUCGACCCAGUCCCUGUCAUUGCCAGUCUCUGUGAAUACUGCCUGCUCCACCUGCUGUUGAAGAAGAACCCGGAAAUGUUCAGCCAGCACUUCAUUGAGUGUAUUUUCUUCUUCAACUCCUACACCAAACACAAGUCUUACAACUUGUUCCCUCAAAGUGAAAGUGAAAAGCUCCAGUUCUCCUUGAAAGGGGUUCAGUAUCGUGAGAAGCGUUUUCAGAUCUACCGCUUCCUGUUGGAGCACUUCACAGAUGCCCAGCGCUUUCAAAUCACCAACAAGAUCAGCCAGACUGUCUUAGCAUGCUUUGUGGACGAAGAGCUACCUCUGGAUGCAGAUGGUGCUGUAAUGUUAUCCGAGACAUUCAACAUUUUGAGCCUGAAGGAGAUGAAGCUGCAGGCUAUAUCUGCUCCACCAGGUAUCAUGGCAGGGGGGGAAACAGAGGAAGAGAACAUGGCCACGAUGGCUAAGGCAGCUCUACAGGCCGCUCAGAAGAAGGUGGUGUCCCAGGUACAGAAGAAGGCCUUCAUAGAGAACACAGUUCCUCUCAUCAUUAGCCUGAAGAUUCUCCUGGAGCAGAAACGCUCUCCUGCCCUCAGAGACCUCAUGACCUACUUGCAGGUGACUAUGCAGGACUACCGUAAUGAGGUGAGAGAGUUUUUCUCUGGUGACGAACAGCUGAUGGCUGAGGUGGAGUUUGCUCUGAGGACAGCUGAGAAGGAGAGAGAAAUGGAGCAACAGAUGGACACCUGCACCCUGACAGGAGAUGGUAAAACUCCCACUGCACAGGUUUCUGUUCAGGACUAUCCAAUCAGGUGCAGGCCCCUUCUCCCAGUUAGCUUUGCCACCCCACAACCACCACCUCCCAAUUAUCUGUCUCUGAGACUGUCACAAACUGUCAGAUGUACCAACAGAUCCAGGAAGGAGGAGCAUGUCAAGUUGAUCACUCUGGAAGGAACAGUGAUUCCUCAAGGAGGUGUAAAUGACAGAGCCAUCAGCACACCCAAAGGUGGCAGUGUCAAUUUAACUUUUGAUGAAGGAGUCAGCGCAAUCUUCAGUGACCAAGGAACAAUAGUGGCAAGGUUUACAAACAACACCAAUAGGAUUGUGAAGACAGCUAGCAGGAUCAAUGGUGCCCGUCUAUCCAUUCUGAUGAGAUCUACCAGCAGUCAGGAACCCUCACCACCUUUCUUAUGGCCUGUUCGGUCUGGUCAGGGAGGCCGAUGUCCUUCAUGUGCAACCAAAUGAGCAACAAGCUUCUCGACUCAGGCAGUGGAACGUGCAAUCACCUCUCUGCAAGAAGAAAAUAAAAAAGAUUUAAAGUUUAGCCAAGUAAGCUGAUAUGCAACUUCAUGUUCUACUCUUGGAAGAUGUUAUAUCUUUAUUUUCAUUAGCAUGAUGUUGAUUGACAUUUGUCAUGUUUAUCUUGUGAAUGUGUUUGUGUUACUGUUAGCUUUUAAUGUUUUUUGCAAUAAAUGUUUGCUUGACAUCAUUUUUGGACAGAUUCAAUACUAAAUGUUGUUGAUACACAAUCUGCCAGUAUGGAUGAAUAAUAUACUUCCGAGAACUGUAGCGGGAAAAUUAGAAUUUCUACUGUAAGGUCCUUUUUUUUGUUCUGCAUUUUAAGUCUUAUUGUGAAAUUAUUAGUUCAAUUAAACCUACAUUUUGUUUAAUUCUCGAAUUUUGUAUACAACACAAUUAAACUGUGACAACAAAUUGUA